AGAGCAAAGUGACAAUGCAGUGGAUGAGCAUUUAUGAGUGAAAAGCCAUCCUGCAAAUAUGCACUAUAGUUGAUGGAGUUGGGCGUUUUUUGAAGCUAGUAUGUUUUGUUCAGAAAUGUGGUGUGCUCAAUGGAGCAUAGACUGUCCAAUCAGAACUACUUGUAGGUGGGAAAUCUGUCCUGCUAAUCAAUAUAACACGUAAUUGCAGAGAAGGAAUGUGUGUCUUCGCCAUGGAAAUUGGUCCUAGGAUAACCAAACUGUUUUACGAGCUGCACUAUAAUUACUGUGAAUUAUAAAGGUGUUUUGGCUGGUGAACCACCUAAAUAUUUAAUCUAACGGAAAGUAUAAGCAGAUGGUAUUUAGUAGGGCUGGUCAUUUAAAGUUAUUUUCCAUAUUUGCAUAACUUGCAUUAAAUUAUUAUAGAGUAUUUGAGUACUCUCAAACAAAUUAUCUAGCGCAAGAUCAGCGUUUGUCAAUGGCGCACUUACUUUCUUCAACGCGGCCCACUCCUCAGCGGCUGCUUUGAGACGGGCCGCUAUGCUAGCUGUGGUUUGGCGGUCAUCAGAAUGGCGUCGUGUCUGGGACAGCGGUCUUCAACUCCCAGUUGGGAAUAAAAGAGGAGCCGGGACUUACCUCCAUGUAGAUGCCAAAAACGUUUCGUCAUGUAUUGAAUGUCUUUAGCAAGUCACACAACGGCUGAAUUAAUCUUUUUUACUACAGUGGUUAAAAAACCCAAAUUAACAGAUUUUGCUGUGUUUUAAUUGGAAUAAACAUAUCAAAAGGAGGACAAGAUACUACUUAAUGAUCAGGAUUAGUGAAAAGCCUGAAUUAAUGCUUUGUCAGGUCUGUCCGUCUAUUAGCGUCUUUGCAUUGACUUUAUAUGUAAUUGCGCCGCACGGAAAAUGGACUUUACGUCCGGUGUCAACAUACCAUAAAAGCCAAAUGUAAAAGUAUGUAGUAAUGGUUUUAUUUGUCACUUUUUGGGUUUUUUAGCUUGUGGUUCUGUUGAGACACAGAUUUGGAGCUGCUUUGGUUGGAUCGUAGCUGGUGCUGAUGUACAAAAUGCCUUGUAGAUAUUAUGUGGUGAUAUUACAGGUCAUAUAGCGGACGCUCUUGUCCAGAGCAACUUUCAGUGAACUAACUACAGAGACAGUCCCCCUGGAGCAACUUGGGGUGCUGUUGUUUGUACUUCAGCAUGGCGGUCGUCAUCCGUUUACAGGGACUAAGAGUCACAGCAGGUUCUGAGGAUAUUCGCAAGUUCUUCACUGGCCUCAAAAUUCCAGAUGGAGGAGUGCAUAUAAUUGGUGGGGAGCGAGAGGAAGCUUUCGUUAUCUUUGCUUCUGAUGAAGAUGCAAGAAGAGCAAUGAUACGAUCAGGAGGUUGCAUUAAGGCUUCACCUGUUACAUUGCUACUAAGUAGUAAAGCAGAGAUGCAGAACCUGCUUGAAAAAAGUACAAAAGAUGUAGAGCUAGAUCAGAAGAGACGACUUGAGGAGAAUGCAAGACACACUAGAAGAUCUGUGGACCCUGAGGCAGGCAGGAGAUCAGCAAGCAGAUCAGACUAUACCCCUCCCCCCCAGCACCAGAGGGCUCCAAACACUAAUGAUGACUCUGUGCAUGUGUUUCUAAAAGGAAUGCCCUUUUCUGUGACUGAAGAGGAAGUCCGUGAGUUUUUCUCUGAUUUACUUAUUGAUGAAAUGAUCUUAUUGAAAAAUGGAUAUGGUUCAAAAAAUGGGAAAGGUCUCGUCAAAUUUGCAACAAGAGAGGAUGCAAACGAAGCUCUGAAGAGGGAUAGGAAAUACAUUGGGUCAAGGUAUGUGGAGAUUGCCUUAACAACUGCAGCCGAUUGGCGUCGGGUUACUGGUAAAGUGUCAAUGGCUGGCAACACGGGUGACAACAUUGAAAGGGAGCGAUCACCUGUUCGCAAUCAGAGGAAUCCACAUCAUGGGAGGUCACAAUCACCUUUGGCUCAGAUGCCCGUUGCUCCUUCUGAAGACGAGUACUGUGUUUUGAUGGAAAAUCUGUCCUAUUCAGUGGAAAAAGAAGACAUAAAAAGGCUUUUUCGGAAUGCAAAGCUUGAGGAUGACCAGAUCCUGCACUUAAUUGGAAGUGAUGGGAGAAGAACAAGAUCCGUAUUUGUGCUGUUCAAGAAUCUUCGUGACUAUUGUGACGCCUUGACUCCUGAAAAAAGGCAGUUCAUGAACCGAAUGAUUCAUACCCGGCCAAUCUCAAGAGAGAAAAUGAUCACCCUUCUGCAGUCUCAGAGCGUGGAUGUCGGUCCUCCUGGAAACUCUGAAAUGUUUCAGGAGAGUCUUCCAUCUUACCCCAAUGAUCCUUAUGACACAGAGAAAAUGUGUCUGUUUGUGCGGAACCUGCCAUUUGAUGUACGGAAAGUUGAGAUCAUGGACUUCUUCCAUGGGUUUAAUAUCACGGAGGACAAGGUGUUUGUGCUGCAUGACCAUAAAGGUGCAGGAGUUGGGAAGGCUUUGGUUCUCUUCCUGUCUGAGGCAGAGGCUAUGAGUGCACUCUCUCUCAAUGGACAAAGGUUUCUUGGGUCAGAACUCCUACUGAAAUGCAUUUCACGUUCUCAGAUGCGUCAGUUGGGUGUUGAGCCACCAAUGGGGCAAGAGACAAUUAUGCAAGAGCCACAGCCAAGAGAGGAGCGAUACUCAGGCAGGAGAAGUGAGGCAUUCUAUUGCCCUGGUAACUCAGAGUACCCUGACUUAAGGAUUCCUCAUGAUGCUAACAUACCAAUGACUAAUGCACAGUCUCUCAUCUAUGGAGGCGGUGAUUAUGAGCCCUAUCCAGUAGGCCCUUCUGCUUCACAUAACCGAGGUAAUGGCAUUUGUGGUGGCUUUGGGUCUUCUGUGCAGAAUUUUGAUGGUCCCACCUGCGUUAAGCUGCUUAACUUACCAUUCCAAAUCAGAAGUGAGGAAAUUUAUGACUUUUGCUAUGGAUUUCGCAUUAUCCCUGGAUCUAUCUCAGUGCAGUAUGACCAGAGUGGAAAAUCUAAAGGCUCUGCGACUGCAUUAUUUGAGUCCCGUCGCGAGGCGUUGACAGCAGUUGAGGAACUGAGUGGAAGACCAAUAGGUCCAAGAAAAAUACAGCUGUUACUUGUGUGAAAGUGACAUUGCGUUUCAUAGCACCUAGCAUGCCCUAACAGUGUAAUUUGGACAUAUACACAAUAUUGAUUGAAAAAAAGUUGCUUUAAGGGAAACGAUGGCCUUUUUCUUUAUUUUUGAUUCGAUCAUCAUUUUGACAUAUUUUUUUACGGCAUGGUUUAUGAUUGUGAAUCUAAUUAGCCCUAUUUUUUUUUUUGCGAUUUUUCUUUUCAUUAUUUUAAGGCAAUAUAGUCAGACUAAAUAUGGGUUUUGUAUGCAAUGUUUAUCUAAAAGUGAAAUACUAGAUUUUUGGUUUUCUCAUUAAAAGUGUAUUUGUUAAAUUUAACUUGUAACCGUCUGGAACAAUGUAUGUACAUUUCAUGUGGUUGUUGUGAAAAGUACUUUUAUUAAAAUGCAUACCUUUUGAAUUGUCAGUUUUCUUCACAGAUCUGUCACUUACAGUGUAAACGAAUUUUGAUUGCCACAUUAACCUUAUGUGCAUAAAGUGCAGGUUAAUCGCC
Messenger RNA from Cottoperca gobio, 3621 nucleotides. RefSeq names its product RNA binding motif protein 12Bb (gene rbm12bb). Lineage: Eukaryota; Metazoa; Chordata; Actinopteri; Perciformes; Bovichtidae. Bases 1196 to 3121 code for a protein of 641 amino acids. Gene Ontology annotation, molecular function: RNA binding. The transcript has 2 exons. The record is from RefSeq and is a predicted model, not a curated record.